AUCAGGCUUUUUUGGUUUUUAUUAUGAUACAGGUUCAGCAGAAGUGGCCAUCUGGUGUCCCAGAAACUCAAAAUGUUAGGUGUGUUUCUGUUGAUGGUGAUGCUGACCGUGUUAUAUACAGCUACAUAGAUGAUGAUAAUAAAUAUCAUAUGUUAGAUGGUGAUAAGAUUGCAACGUUAGUGGCUGGAUAUUUCCAGGAAUUGCUGAAAAGUGCAGGUCUCCGUCUUAAGCUUGGAUUAGUUCAAACAGCAUAUGCGAAUGGUGCCUCAACGGACUACAUUACAAAUGAAUUAGGAGUUCCUGUAGCCUGUGCUAAAACAGGUGUAAAGCACUUACAUCACAUGGCUUUGCAGUUUGAUAUUGGGGUUUAUUUUGAAGCUAAUGGGCAUGGAACAGUCAUAUUUUCCAAGGAAGCCAAAUCAUCUAUCCGUGUUGCAGCAUCAGGUGGAAAUGAGAGUGCCAAGAAGCUUUCUCUGGUCUUAGAUGUGAUCAAUGAGACAGUGGGAGAUGCCAUAUCAGACAUGUUGCUUGUGGAAACUAUCUUACAUGCCAAAGGCUGGUCUGUGUGUGAUUGGAAUGCUGCAUACCAUGACCUUCCUAAUAGACAGAUGAAGGUGAGUGUUGCUGAUCGCUCAGUUAUUACAACAACGGAUGCUGAACGUAUUUGUGUAACCCCUGAAGGUCUACAGAAAAGUAUUGAUGCAAUCGUCAAAUCCUAUCCUAAAGGGAGGUCUUUUGUGAGACCCUCAGGAACAGAAGACAUUGUUCGAGUUUAUGCAGAAGCUGCAACACAGAAAGAAACUGAUGAACUAGCCGUGAAGGUUGCAUGUGCUGUGCACAGUGAAGCUGGUGGUGUUGGAGAGAAACCAACCUCCGUGUAAAUGUAGUAGUUCUUACUUUCAAGUUGCUAUGAGGAAGUUCUUGUAAAGUAGGAUUGGGUUUUUAAGUAAUUUAAUGAUAAAUUUUUGCAAGCCCAGGUUCAGUAAAAACCAAAGCUUUGGAGAGGUGAUAUCUGUUUGAAUAAUAAUUCUCUAUAGUACAGUAUAUUAUGACAUUUUAAAGUACGUAUUAAGAUUUAUCUCUUAAGACCAAGACAGAAUCACAUUAACUUUAUGAAAGCAAUUGAAGUUAGGGCAAGUUUGAUCACAUUGCUUCUUGUUUGUUGGAGAAUGAAAGUGAAUGUUGGAAAAUACUGUACCAUGAUAGAAGCGUAAUGCAUAAUUAGUUUUAAACAUUCUUCAAUUGAAAUAGAACUGUUAAAUUGUUAUGCCCUUCAACUGCUUUUUAUGUUAUUUAUGCUUUUGUAUCUCCCUUUGUAUCGAUUUGGCUGUUACCGAGGAGUACAUUAUAAAGAAUCUUCAGAUUAAUUGAUAUGGUGUUCUCUCUUUAAAAAAGUUUAAUUUGAAAUGGAAAUAUCUACAUUGAAGAUAUGGUACUGUGUUUUGAUGCACUUUUGAUAUCAUGCAGCCUAUAUUCUCUUCUAUUUGAUUAUUAUUUUUUUUAUUUGUAUACUAGUGAUAAACUUCAAUUCUUUUGAUAUUUAUAUAAGCUCAGUGCUCAUCAUUAUGGAUUGAUGAAAGUGUUUUGAAACACUGUUGGAGUGAUGAGCAAAAUUGAUUAAUUUUAGAUUAAUAUUUUGUUAUGAAAGGACAUUAAAACAGCACCAUGCUAUCUGGUGAGUUGUAUCUAUGUCUGCGUUUGUGCUCUUAGCAGUUUUAUGGAAAGCAAAAUUGUCAAUAAGCUUUUUUUGGGUGGGGUUAGCAUACAGUGAUCAACAUAAAUGCCAGAUAUACGUUUUAAUGUUCCAUUUCAUGACAUAGGUUAUGUGGGGCAAUUGAUGUGAUUAUAAAAUUGAGAUUAUAAAAUUAUUAUAAAUUAGUUUGAUGUUGACUGACAAUUGAUUAGUAGUUUUCUGACUUGAAUAAACAAAAAAGCUAGUUUACAGUAUAGAGUGCCUGACUGUGUGUCUUUACACUUGAUUGAUUAUAAAAGGGAUUUUGACGUAAGGAAAAAAUC
This is a messenger RNA of Macrobrachium nipponense, 2016 nucleotides long. RefSeq names its product phosphoacetylglucosamine mutase-like (gene nst). NCBI's taxonomy places the organism in Eukaryota, Metazoa, Arthropoda, Malacostraca, Decapoda, Palaemonidae. The transcript is spliced from 4 exons. Bases 24 to 881 code for a protein of 285 amino acids. Gene Ontology annotation, molecular function: phosphoacetylglucosamine mutase activity. The record is from RefSeq and is a predicted model, not a curated record. Gene Ontology annotation, biological process: carbohydrate metabolic process; UDP-N-acetylglucosamine biosynthetic process.